AUGGGAGUCAACUGGGAUAUGGCAGCAUUUUAUGCCGCGCUGGCGAUCUUUGCUGCCCCUAAUAUUUGCAAGGCAGUCUUAUGGGUUAGCUACAAGAUCUUGCACACCACCCAGCGAAUGCCUUUAUUCGAAUGGGAGGACAUACCGGAGGGGAAGCUCCAUCACUGUCCGGUUGACGGCUACGAAUACUCCAUAUUUGGUCCUGACCAAUGCCAGUGCAAGGGCAAGAAAUCAGACGACUGGGGCGACUCUAUCAGGACAAUAUUUAAUGUCGGCUGGGAAAGUCAUCGCACAAAUCCACGAUUUGUGGAUUAUGUGCCCGAUUUUCUGUCCCCCCGCGAGCUUCAUUCAUCGACCAAACGCGAAUUGGAGCUCAUACUUGCUGGCUAUCCCCCCUGGUACCGGGAGGAGUUCUUCACAAAUGCUGGGUUCACACUCUCAUUCCCCCUGUCGAACAACCCUCCAAAUAUGAGCGACGUCGUAAGAGGAGGUUGGGUCGUCGCUGUGGGGCCGAUGCAAAGGGGCGAUUCACAGCGUCCUUUGACCUUCUACAGAUGCCCCGAGGACCCAGAGGGGCUUGGUUUUAGAGAAAACGGGCUCGUGUUCCGGAAGGCUAUAAAGAGAUGCUUGGAUCAUAGCACACAAAACAUUCAGCCGCAUUUCCUCGGAGACGACGACGUGGCCACUGCAGUGUGCGCACUUGAAUAUAUGCUUCGAGAGAAAACAGGAAGUGGUGUUGAGAGCCACUGCAUCAGGAACAAUUACACAACGCGGCUAUUUCGCUGGGAACCAAUCAUGCCACGAGCGCAAUGCGAGUUUAUCAUGACAGACUUUAAUGAGUAUAAAGCCCUCGGAAGAGAAGAUCGCGACAUUUAUAAGCGCGUCUUGGUGCCUGCUAUGGCGGCUGUCAUUAAGGGCUCUUAUGAAGUGAUUCAGUACUUGAAAGACUUUGGCACGGAGCUUAAGAUCCCAGCUUAUCUGCAGGAUUGGAGGCAGGAGAUAUAUCUGGUACCCUCCAAGACUACGUUCAGGCGUUUAACAAGUUAA
Messenger RNA from Diaporthe amygdali, 1047 nucleotides. RefSeq lists its product as uncharacterized. The transcript is spliced from 2 exons. NCBI's taxonomy places the organism in Eukaryota, Fungi, Ascomycota, Sordariomycetes, Diaporthales, Diaporthaceae. The record is from RefSeq and is a predicted model, not a curated record. The coding region runs from base 1 to 1047 and encodes 348 amino acids.